Messenger RNA from Microplitis mediator, 1566 nucleotides. Its product is annotated as odorant receptor 43a-like. Gene Ontology annotation, cellular component: plasma membrane. Lineage: Eukaryota; Metazoa; Arthropoda; Insecta; Hymenoptera; Braconidae. Gene Ontology annotation, molecular function: odorant binding; olfactory receptor activity. The transcript has 5 exons. Gene Ontology annotation, biological process: sensory perception of smell; detection of chemical stimulus involved in sensory perception of smell. Bases 256 to 1419 code for a protein of 387 amino acids. The record is from RefSeq and is a predicted model, not a curated record.
GCAAAACAAUUUUCCGUAAUUAUUAUUUUAAUAAUUCAAAAUGGACUUCCCUGAAGUCAAUUUCUGUUGUAUUUACUCUGUGCCUAAAACUCUCUAUUAUUAACAUAAACGUUUGCAAUUUACAAAAUUACACCAGGUGCAUAAUAAAGAAACAAUUAACUGCAAACGUAAAGGUACCGCAACCCUUCAGAAUAGUUUUUUGAACUCCGUAUCAACCGACCGUCUUUACAUUCGCUUGACAGCCAUUGUCACCAAAUGGUUGUUCUAAAAGACAUCUUCACAAUAUUAUUUUACGUGGGCCUAUGGAAGCCAGCAACUUGGCACGGAUGGAAGUCCAUUCUAUACACUUUGUAUACAAGUUGUAUUGUUAUAAUGGCGAGCACAUUUUUGAUAACUGAAGUGAUGGAUCUGAUUUUCGUCACAAGUAAUAUUGUCGAAUUUACGAACAAUAUUUUUAUGAUGUCGGCGGUAAUUUCAAGCUUCAUAAAAACAAUUAUUAUUAUCAGGCAUCGUAAAAUAAUUACCGAUAUUAUUGAUGUUUUAAAAAUAUAUUUAUCGAAGAUUAGGGACAAUGAAGAGAUUAUUAUUAUUGAUCGUUAUACUCGUUUGAUCAAAUUCAUGAAUAGAUCCUUUUUAUGUACUGCAUUAUUUGGAGUUUCUCUAAUGGUUUACGUAGCAAGCUCUCAAAAUAUAUCACAACAUAUAUUAUUUUAUCGUGCUUGGCUGCCUUAUAAUUAUUCACAGCCCAUGGCUUAUUGGAUGACAACAACAGGACAAGUUUUAACAAUAUAUAUUCUUACCAUUAUUUAUACCGUUUUUAUUUUACUAUUUUCAGGUAUUAUGUUUAAUAUAUGUGCUCAUAUAAAUAUAUUUAAAUAUCAUUUACAAAUAACAUUCUCUGAUGAAUAUUAUCAUUCGUGCAAUGAUAAACGACGAUGUAUAUCCAAAAAAGAAAAUGAUAAAAAAACAAUCAAUGAUUGCGUUGAAACGUAUCUUUCUAUAAGAAGACUGUUCAAUACGGUAAAAGAUUUAUUUUCAUCUAUAAUGCUGUAUCAGUAUUCUGUGGGAUCUAUUAUUUUCUGCACAAGUGCUUACAAUGUGUUGCAAGUUGAACUAUUUUCAGCGCACUUUUUUUCAAUUAUAUUGUACAUGUUAAAUAUGAUGACUGAAUUAUUUAUUAUUUGUAUCACAUGUAAUGAAAUAACUCUCGAGUUUCAAGGCGUUCCUAAUGCGCUCUAUCAUAGCUUGUGGUAUGUUACCGAUAAUCAUAAUAGAAAAUCGAUUGUGAUAAUGAUGUCAUACACACUUAAACCAGUUUAUUUUACUUGCGGAUACGUUAUUGAUUUGUCACUCGAUUCAUUUACGAAUGUGCUGAAGCUUUCUUACAGUAUUUAUAAUGUACUGCAAAGUACUUUUUAAUUCUAUAAAAAGUUUAAUUGUAGCAUUAAACUUAAAAAAAACAUUACCAAGUUUUUAUUUUUGUUUACUUAAUCGCACCUUUGUUAUAAUCACGUCUAUAUCUGUAUAAAUGAUAUAAAUAUUAUGAGAUUUGUUAUCUAGAUUAAA